UUGCCUGUUGGUGCUCUGUGAACUUUAUUGGCGCGCUGUUGUCAUGGCUUGCGCAAAGAGGCAGAAUUUGCCAUUCGCCGCGAAACUCGAAAUCAUAAAUCAGGUCGAGCACGGUGAAAAGAAGUCCGACGUCGCCGCCGCGUACAAAAUUCCAAGGAGCACCUUGAGUACUAUCCUGAAGAACAAGGCAGACAUCAGGGCCAAGUCGGAGAAAAGGCCAGGUGCCCGUGGCGCCCGACGUGUGCGUACUGCUGUGUACAAAGAUGUUGAAGCAGCCGCUUACAAGUGGUUUGUGGACGUUCGGUCGCGAAACAUCCCGGUGUCCGGCCCUAUGAUCGAUCAGAAAGCCAAGGACCUUGCUUUCCUGCUUGGCAGGAACGAUUUCCAAGGCGGUUCAGGCUGGCUCCAAUGGUUCAAAGAACAGCACGACAUCGUUGGCAAAGCUGUUACAGGUGAAAGCAGAGCGGCGGACCUGGACAGCGUAGACAAAUGGCUCGAGAAAAACUGGCGAGAUAUCGCAGCAAGAUAUCAAGCCCAAGAUAUCUUCAAUGCGGAUGAAACCGCUCUAUUUUGGCAAAUGUUGCCAAACAAGACACUUGCGUGUCGUGGCGACAAGACUUGCGGCGGCAAGGCAAACAAAGCUCGUGUGUCCGUGCUGUUGGCAGCUAAUUUAGAUGGAUCGAAAAAGCUUCGACCUCUGGUUGUCGGGAAAAGCACGGCACCGCGGUGUUUUCGAAAUGUGCUGUCGCUUCCAGUUACCUACCAAGCAAACUCAAAAGCGUGGAUGACCGGGGAGGUUUUCGGCAGGUGGCUAUCGUCGUGGAAUGAUGAUUUGGUAGGCGAAAAUCGCAAGGUGUGCCUGCUCGUGGACAACUGUUCAUCGCACCACUGCAGUACGACCUUCAGCAACAUCGAGCUGCGUUUUUUGCCCCCAAACCCUACGUCUGUACUGCAACCACUGGAUCGAGGCGUUAUACGCGCACUGAAAGCCGGCUAUCGGAAGCGCCUGGUGGAGAGGCUGCUGCAGAACCUUCGUGUUGGCAGGGAGCUUAAGAUCGACUUGCUUGGAGCUCUUUCUAUGUUGAGUAGAUCGUGGGCAGAUGUCACGAAGGAGACGAUCCAGAACUGCUUUAGGCAUGCUGGCUUCCGCAUGCCUGGUGAUGACACCCC
Molecule: messenger RNA, 1170 nt
Organism: Rhipicephalus sanguineus (brown dog tick)
Lineage: Eukaryota; Metazoa; Arthropoda; Arachnida; Ixodida; Ixodidae
Product: tigger transposable element-derived protein 6-like
Exons: 1
Cellular component (GO): nucleus
Molecular function (GO): DNA binding
Source: RefSeq, a predicted model, not a curated record